AUGAACCACCAUUCUCCCACCUCGUCCUCGGGGCCUGAAGACGCCGCCGAAAACACCGCCGACGAAGAAGAUUCCGAAGACUACUGCAAGGGUGGAUACCAUCCCGUUCAGAUUGGCGAGAAGUUCAAGGACGGACGAUACACGGUGGUGCGCAAACUGGGCUGGGGCCAUUUCUCGACCGUCUGGUUGUCGCGGGACAACGUCAACGACAAGCACGUCGCCCUCAAGGUGGUACGAUCCGCUAGUCACUACACCGAAACCGCCAUCGACGAAAUCAAGCUCCUUCAGAAGAUCGUUCAGGCGAACCCGAACCACCCCGGCCGGAAGUACGUCGUCAGCCUGCUCGACUCUUUCGAACACAAGGGACCCAAUGGCGUACACGUCUGCAUGGUGUUUGAGGUGCUGGGGGAGAACCUGCUUGGUCUCAUCAAGAAAUGGCAACACCGAGGCAUUCCCCGCGAUCUCGUCAUGCAAAUAACGAAGCAGGUCUUGAUGGGCUUGGACUACCUGCACCGAGAAUGCGGCAUCAUCCAUACCGACUUGAAGCCCGAAAACGUUCUCAUAGAGAUUGGUGAUGUGGAGCAGGUGGUCAAGAAGGUGGUCAAGACGGAGGGCUCAGACAAGGAGAAGGAGAACCACAGGAAUGGGCGUCGUAGACGGCGCACUCUCAUCACGGGCAGCCAGCCCCUACCCUCACCGCUCAAUGCUUCUUUUAACCGCGACAAUCUGUUCCCGUCGCCGAACUCACACACCAGCCUCAAUGCCAUGUUGAACGAUCGUAAGUCGAUGCCGCCCCGCGCCGCCUCGCGCCUCCCACCCCUGCAUGCCCCUAGCGAAAAACAAGAGCAGAGAGAGAAGACGGCCGAUAUCCUUACGAAAGAAGUAUCCGGCAUCUCCCUCGACAAGUCUGCAGCGGGCAGAAGCCCCAGUAGUGAUAAGAAGAGAAAGCGAAAAGGACCCAUCAUCAACGUCAAAAUUGCAGACUUGGGCAAUGCCUGCUGGGUCUCGCACCACUUCACAAACGACAUCCAGACGAGGCAAUAUCGAUCGCCCGAGGUUAUACUUGGUGGAAAAUGGGGAGCCAGCACAGAUGUGUGGAGUAUGGCAGCAAUGGUCUUCGAGCUCAUCACGGGAGAUUAUUUGUUCGACCCGCAAUCCGGAACGAAGUACGGCAAGGACGACGACCAUAUAGCACAGAUCAUCGAGCUACUUGGCCCUUUCCCCAAGGAUCUGUGGAAGCAGGGUCGCUGGUCUCAGGAGAUCUUCAAUAAGAGAGGCGAGCUCCGCAACAUACACCGACUGCGCCACUGGGCCUUGCCCGACGUCCUUCGCGAGAAGUACCACUUUAAGGACUUAAAAGAACUGACGCCAAAGGAGCGCGAGGAGCGGGACGACGAUGAGGAGCCGAAGCUGGAGUAUCAGCCAAGCGACGUUGCCGACUUCCUGACGCCCAUGUUGGAGUUGAUACCCGAGAGGAGGGCCAAUGCCGGCGGCAUGGCAAACCAUCCGUGGCUGAACGACACCCCAGGUAUGGAGGAUAUCAAACUCGAGGGGCUGGUACCAGGCGGUCGGGGUGAUGGCAUCGAAGGUUGGGCAACCGAAAUCAAGAAGCAGCGGUAG
Pseudomassariella vexata is the source of this 1620-nucleotide messenger RNA. Its product is annotated as serine/threonine protein kinase. Gene Ontology annotation, biological process: regulation of mRNA processing; spliceosomal complex assembly; protein phosphorylation. The coding region runs from base 1 to 1620 and encodes 539 amino acids. The record is from RefSeq and is a predicted model, not a curated record. Lineage: Eukaryota; Fungi; Ascomycota; Sordariomycetes; Amphisphaeriales; Pseudomassariaceae. The transcript has 5 exons. Gene Ontology annotation, molecular function: ATP binding; protein kinase activity.